Molecule: messenger RNA, 3007 nt
Organism: Frankliniella occidentalis (western flower thrips)
Lineage: Eukaryota; Metazoa; Arthropoda; Insecta; Thysanoptera; Thripidae
Product: oxidative stress-induced growth inhibitor 2
Molecular function (GO): oxidoreductase activity
Source: RefSeq, a predicted model, not a curated record
AUGUACACCGAUUGCGUAUUCUUUGAUUGUCCAGGGUUUUCACAAGCUUUCUUUUGAUUCAUAAGUGAAAGUUGCUUCGUAUGAUCUUAAUUUUAAAUUGUAUUGAGUUGGAUGACCGUGCAGACCUCUCCCAUCAAGGAUUAGCGUGAUUUUUUCGACGAUCGAUCAUCAGAAAGGCCAAGGUUACAGACUGGCUGUGUCCCCUCCCCCUAAUGUGCCUUUGGAAUGAAGAGCUUCAUGCAGACAAGAAUACUAUUUACCAACAAUUGGUGGUGCGACGCCAUGCCCGGAGGCGGCGGUAACUGCUGCGCCGUGCCAGGCGCAGGCUGCAGGCUAGCAGCCGGAGCAGCAGCAGCAGCUGCAGCCGUCGGGCUGCUCGCGACCGUCACCGCCAGCACCGCCUGCUCCACCUGACGGGGCACGCGGCGCCAUGAGGGACACCACCAAGCCGUUGCUGCCCGACAGCGCCGUCUACAAGGACGUCGUCAUCGUGGGAAAUGGACCGUCGGGCAUCGCCGUGUCGCACAUGCUGGCCGGCAACCGGCCGUACCUGCGGAGCGCCCAGCACCCGGACGAGAUGCUGGCGGCGCGCCUGUCGGGCGUCCUGCCGCAGCAAGGCCAGGCAGCACCCGUGCCACUGCUCAAGCAGGACCUGCGCUUCCUGUCGCAGGGCCUGGAGGGCCGCGCCUCGCACCCGCUCUCCCUGCUCAUGGACGCGCUUGUCCACCCGGGCGCGGACCAGGGCAUGGAGCUGCCGUCGCUGCUGCAGUGGCGCCACCACCCGGAGCAGCGCGUCGACCACGUCGUGCUCGGCACCACCCCGCCCGGCGGCGCCUGGCAGACGAUGAUCGGCAAUGUGCUGACCAUCAGUUUGGCGUCCUGGAUGGAACUCCCCGGACUGGACUUCCGGUCGUGGGAGAAAACGGUCGGUGGACUUCACACAGAGCACGUCAACAAUCAUGACCGGUACAACUCGUGCCUCAACAACAACGGGAACAAGGAGGGAAGGGCGCGUGCCGCCUCUGUUGCUCAAUAUUAUUCUGACUAUGUUAGACUGAGGGGAUUGCAAAAAUACUUUCAUUGUGGAACCAAAGUGCUCAAUAUUGAACCUCUUGAAAAGGCCUCCUGCCAGUGUACUGAGAAUGCAUCCAAUGAUUGGUGUGGGAGAAGACAAUGCUUUGCACGAGCCUUGUGGUUGGUAGAAGGUUUCGACCAGGUGAAUAGGGAACCGUUCUGCUAUGUGAGCCAAAAGGUUGUCAUAGCGACAGGUUGUACCAGCAAACCCAAUCGUCUAAAUGUGCCUGGAGAGCUAACAAAUAAUAACCGUGUGGUUCAUGACUUUGGUUCAGUUGAGGAGUUAGUAACAAGAAUAAGAGAGGAAGCAGAUAGAGAUCAAACAGGUGUUGAUCCUAUUCUGAUUGUAGGAGCAGGCCUAAGCGCAGCGGAUGCAGUUUUGACUGCCCGGUUCCACUCUGUGCCUGUUCUUCAUGUUUUCCGAAAUAGAACCAUUCCAACCGAUCGUCAGCUUCCAGAAAUAAUGUACCCAGAAUAUCAUAAGGUUCAUCAAAUGAUGGAAGAUGGAGGGAAAUGUUAUCCAUUGUACAAAGCCCUUCCUGAACAUCGAAUCCUCAGUUUAGCUGGUAUCAGCUCACCAGAUCGUAAAAUUCUCCUUGAGGGCCCCGAUGGGCGCCUUUCUGCUCAUAAAGUGUCAGGAGUUGCAGUUUUAAUUGGAGCUCGUCCCAAUUUGUCUUUUCUUAAAUCAGUUUGUCAAUCUGAUGGUACUGGUUUAGGUGCAAAUACAAACUCUCCAAUUGAUUGUCGCUCAAAUCCAAUUUUGAUUGACUUGUGGUCCCACAAGGUUAUGAGAGUUCAACAACCAGGCCUCUAUGCUCUAGGCCCACUCACAGGAGAUAAUUUUGUUCGAUUCAUUUUAGGAGGAGCCGUUGCUGUUGCUUCCGGUGUACUUAAUGAAAGGCUAUGAUAGUGUAGCAGUCCAACUGAGAAAGUUCUGUAGCUCAAUGUAUUUAGAAUUAGAAAAUUAUUUUAAUGACAAACUGAAAAAGGUUUGUUAAGAUAUUUUAUACACUAUGUAUGUUAACAUUGUUAACAAAAUUUCAAAACUACUUUUUUUAAUCUUUCAUUGCAUGCAUUGUAUUUCAAAUUUAAACUUUUACUUCAUACAUCUUAGAAAUCUUUUAAAAACUAAAUGUGAUACUCCUUAUUUGAACUGUGAUAUUGAUUUGAGGAGGAGUGUGUGGACAAAAGAUACACCCAAAUUGAACUUUUACAAUCAUGAAUUUCUUGAACAUCUUGUAAGUAAGAUAUUGUCUGUCUAUGCUGUAUCUCCUUAGUCUUAUUGAUCUAUGUAUUAUGGUUUGAGGUCUUUUUGUCCCAAUGUGAGGUGGUUAAGCAUUUUUUGUGUUAUUAAUAAGUACCUGUUAGAUAUUUGGAUACACUUAUUACAAAAUGGUAAAACUGUGCCAGAUGCUGUAUGAAUUAUUCAGGAAAGAUAAAUAUUUUGUAAUGAAGUGCAUUUGUUGAUCAAAGCACACAGGUAAUGAACAAAGGAUAAUUUUUAUGAGCUCAUGUAUUUUUUAUUCAGUCAUAUUUUAUUCAGUAUUGAACUGUGCUUGAUAAUGCCACUCUUAUGUCAUAAACCUUUCAAGUUCCCUGUAAGUUAAUAACAUUUUUGGUUUUGGCAUUUUAAGUUACAAUCAAGGGAAAAAAAGAGUUAUCAAAUUUUUGAGCUGCACUUACCUUUACUUGCCACUGGGAUGUAUGGCUGUUAAUUUAAUAGUUUCUAAUUAUUGUUCUCAAACAAGAAUUAAAAUCAUCUCUGCGUAAGGUUACAUCUUGGUUACAUCUUGUAUCAGUAUGACAAUCUUUCUAGUAACAUGCAUGCUUAGACCCAAGAAAAAUUAAUUUUGAUCAUGAUACCAUGUGAGUUAAAAUAAAAUAAAUCCGUCAUUCCUAGCUCAAAAAUAAAGACAAUUUUGGAAUAUCCCUA